Molecule: messenger RNA, 441 nt
Organism: Culex quinquefasciatus (southern house mosquito)
Lineage: Eukaryota; Metazoa; Arthropoda; Insecta; Diptera; Culicidae
Product: transcription factor E4F1-like
Exons: 3
Coding region: 1-441 (146 amino acids)
Biological process (GO): regulation of transcription by RNA polymerase II
Cellular component (GO): nucleus
Molecular function (GO): RNA polymerase II cis-regulatory region sequence-specific DNA binding; DNA-binding transcription factor activity, RNA polymerase II-specific
Source: RefSeq, a predicted model, not a curated record
AUGUCCGGAACCCACCUGUUCGCGCACCUUCCUCACGUCCCACCAUCGAGCCCACCACAAGGAAAUCCACACGGACAGAUUCACAUCGAGAACAAGCACACCGAGGUGCGCAAAUACGACUGUACGGUGUGCAUCAAAACGUACAAAACGGCCACGGCACUGCGAACCCACAUGCGGGAGCAUACCGAGGGAAAGCGCUUCGAGUGUGAGUUUUGCAGCAAGACGUUCAGCCGGAAGGAUCAGAUGGUCAUUCAUCGGAGACUCCACACCGGGGAGCGCCCCUUCAGCUGUCCGGUUUGCACGAAACGGUUCAGCGACGACGGAACAUUCAGCAAGCACAAAAAACGGUGCCAGGCCGCACUGCAGAACCAACUGACGAAGCAGCAGGAGCAGGAGCAGGUGAUGAUCGAGUUUGUCCAAGAAGAUGAAGACGCUAAUUGA